AUGGUAUCUUAUCAUGUUUAUGUACCAUUGCUAUUGAGGCUUGCAAAUGAUGUGGAGGAAAAUCCAGGCCCAAUUAAUAUCUAUGAUAUUGUUGAUCAUAGUUUUACGGUUCGAGCAGACUUCAACCAAGGUAAUAUAUCCAUGUUUGGAAUAAAUGCUGGAAAACAAUGUGUUGCCAUGUCAAUUUAUGCUAUUGUAUACAAUGAAAUAAAAUCUGUUAAUAUUUGGGAUACACCACUUAUGAACAUGCUUCUAGUUAAUGCAAACAAUCUUUAUGCCAUAAUUAGUCAGCACAUUCAGAAAGAUUUCUUAUUGCUCACUGAUGUUCCUGAAAUAUUGUCUAUCAACAAUGAUACUUUUAAUUUGGAGUACAGUGACUCUUUUUCUGGAGCAUUAUGGAUGGAAUACAACAAUGAACCGUAUGUUACACUUGAACAUGCCUUUCAUGAAGUAUUUGAUGCUGGUAAUUAUAAAGCAUGUUUACUUACUAUUCGAGCAAACACUGUUGCAGUUUUAAUGCCUUUCCCAGAUGUAUUUAAAGUUUUUGAUUCUCAUUCACGAGAUAUGCCCAUGCAUAUGCAACAAUGGGUUAUAGUGUUUUAGUUUCUAUUGAAGGAAUUCAAAACCUUAUACAUUUUUUUCAUAACACUAACAGUUGUAAGUUCUAUCCUGGACAAAAUAGUCAAAAUAGUCUAUUUGAGUUGAAGGGUGUGAAAUGUCAUAGAAACAUUUCAUUGUCAAAUAGUUUGGAUAACACAGCUAAUGACACAACAUCAAAUAACCAUGAACAACAAAGAAAACAACAAGAGUCUGUUGUAGAAAGAGAAAACAGACUUGAAAAGCUAAGAGAGAAGCAAAGAGAGAAAAGACAGCAAGAAUCUGUUGUAGAGUGGGAAAAUAGACUUGCAAAGCAAAGAGAGAGAAGAAAACAGGCAAAACAACGUGAAACUGUUUCAGAGAGAGAGAAUAGACUUGCAAAGCAAAGAGAGAGAAGAAAACAGGCAAAACAACAAGAAACUGUUUCAGAGAGAGGGAAUAGACUUGCAAAGCGAGGAGAGAAAAGAAGACAGGCAAAACAACAAGAAACUGUUUCAGAGAGGGAAAAUAGGCUUCAAAACCAGCGAAAAGCAAGAAGGUUGGAAAGGCAAAAUGAAACUGUCGAACAAAGAGAGCAAAGACUAGCAAAAGUAAGAGCUAAUUAUAAGGAAAAUAAAAGUAGACAUUCUAGAAAAAACAAACAAUCUCCUCCAUCAGGUUGUCAAGGGCUCAAUAAUGAUAACAAUAUAUCACAUAAUAGUGUAUCACAAUUGAUACAUAAAUUCCAUAAAUCUGUAUCAACAGGUCCUCUGUAUAUAUGUUCAUGCUGUGAUCAAUUAUGGUAUAAACAUAGUGUUUGUCCAGCCGAAAGACUUCGAUUAUCCAAUCCAAAUGCUACUAAACAUCUACAAGGUAUUAAAAGUGUGGAUAAUAUUGAAUGGCUGUGUUUGACAUGUGACAAACAUCUUAAAAAGGGUAAAGUGCCACCCUCUGCAAUUACAAAUGGCAUGAAGUUUCCAACAAAACCUGACUUCUUUGAUUUAAAUGAAUUAGAAUGCAGACUUAUAGCUCCAAGAUUGGCAUUUCAAAAAAUAAUGCAAGCUCCGAGAGGACGGCAACUUAAAAUUACUGGUAAUGUUGUGAAUGUACCAGCAGAUAUAUGUAAUACCGUUAACAUGCUACCCAGGUUGCCACAAGAUACUGCGACUAUUAAAGUUCAAUUAAAACGUCGACUGCAAUAUAAGAGUUCUGCCUUAUCUUUGAAUGUGAGGCCUAAUAAAGUGAUGCAAGCUGCAGCUUGGUUGGUAAAUACUAGUGAACUAUAUCAAGAACAAGGAAUAACUUUUGAUCAACAUUGGUUAUCAUACUUUGAUGUUACAACACCUAACAGUGACAAUGAAAAUAUCACAGUUGAUCAAACUAAUUUAACAUCAGAAGAUGAAUGGAGUGAAGAUGAAGCAGAAAUUCCUGCAGGUGUAACAGACAGUAUGCUUACACCUACUGAUUUUGUAGAUGAUACUGAAAGACAACAUAUAUACAAUGUUGCACCUGGUGAAGGUAGUAGACCACUCAGUAUAUUUAAAGAUCAGUAUUCAGAGGAACUAGCUUAUCCAGGAAUAUUCUUAGGUCAAAAGCGGCCAGAUGAGAAGCACAGAUUGACUCGUGUUCAUUACAGUGAAAUAUGUAAAUCAGAACUUAGACGAUCUGAUCGAAGAGCUGCAAUGUGUAUUGAGAACAUAUUUUUUAAAACUAAAAAAAUGCAGAUGAAAUUACUGCUAGGGCAAUCUCAACUUGCUAUUCGCAAGUGUAAAAUGGGAAACAGAACACUUACUGCUGGUGAGUUAAAAACCCCAGAAGGUUUAACAAAUCUCAUUUGCCAUGAUGAAGGAUACAAAUUUUUAAGAGCUUUGAGAGGUUCCCCACCUUACUUUGAAAAAGCCAAAAAGGAUUUGUUUGCUAUGAUUCGGCAAUUAGGACCUGCAUCAUUAUUUUGUAGUUUUUCAUCUGCUGAAACAAAAUGGAAUCAUUUAUUAAGAAUCCUUGGUAAGCUUGUUGAUCACAAAGAUUAUAGUGAUGAACAAUGA
Messenger RNA from Paramuricea clavata, 2621 nucleotides. The record is from the annotation of a GenBank genome assembly. Lineage: Eukaryota; Metazoa; Cnidaria; Anthozoa; Malacalcyonacea; Plexauridae.